Prinia subflava (tawny-flanked prinia) is the source of this 6398-nucleotide messenger RNA. It is a transcript of the gene MED26, whose product is annotated as mediator complex subunit 26. NCBI's taxonomy places the organism in Eukaryota, Metazoa, Chordata, Aves, Passeriformes, Cisticolidae. The record is from RefSeq and is a predicted model, not a curated record. Gene Ontology annotation, biological process: regulation of transcription by RNA polymerase II; positive regulation of gene expression. Gene Ontology annotation, cellular component: mediator complex; core mediator complex; nucleus. Bases 3461 to 5317 code for a protein of 618 amino acids. The transcript is spliced from 3 exons. Gene Ontology annotation, molecular function: transcription coregulator activity.
GUGAUAAAUGGUUUUACUUUUUUAAAAAAUAGUGCAAAUUCUGUAUUGUGAGGACAUUAGCAGGGCCUUUCUGAAUUGCACUCAGAUAUGAACUGCUCUGUAUUAACAGCUCUGGGUAGAUAUAUAGAUAUCAGUGGGUAAAAUAAUAUUUAAGAACUUCACAAAGCUCUGGACCCCUGCUCAUCAAGUCCUUAAAUGCCUGUUGCAUGAUUUUAAAUGCUCACCAGUUCUCUGGAGUGGAUGAAAUUGGAGCAGGUGAUCUCAGAAUGGUUCUGUCCAAGCCUUUAGGGCUCUCGUGGUACCUCAACCCAGGGAGUUUCCAACAGUGAGUUCAGGUCCAACAGAAAGCACCAAGAUCAUGAUGAAUCAGAAGGGGCACAUUUUAAAGCUGGAUUUUCUAUAUAUUCUGUAUUAUUCUGCCUGAAUAAUCAUCCAACUGCAUUUCUGUCUUGUUGAAGUAGGACCAGUUGUCCCCGUGACUUUGCUUGCACAGCAACCUCAUUUUAUGGCUCUCUAAAUUUUGAAGCAGUAAUUUUGGGCUUCAGUUCAUGGCUUAUAAUAAAUAGUAACUACCAAGAUUUGUCUGAAUUUCUCUAUGGGGGGAAGAGGAGGAGAAAUCAUUAUCAUGUAGACAAGGAAACUGGAUCUUAGCUGGGUGUGCUUAGCACCAGGGCAGGGAUGGAGGGGAUGUGAGGAGGCUGAAAUGGUGACAGGGAGCAACUACAGACCAUGAGUGGGGAGAGAAACUUUGGACAUUUCUUUUGGGAGUUUUGGGAUCACAUGGAGCACUGUGCUGGGGCAGUGAGGUUGGAAAUGUUGAAUUUUUAGAUCCUUUACAAUAAAAGCUGUUUCCUGGAGUUAUCUGUAUGGAUCUUUUUGAGAGGACAUUUCUGAAUUCUUGCUCUAAGUCUAGUUUGGAGUAGAUGGAAGUGGGAGUUUCAAUGUGUUUGUGCUGCUUCUGGUUCUGUGUCUGGGCUCCUGCUGUAGGGGCAUGGCUGGAAGGGAGUUUGUGUGUUCCAUCACCUUCAUGAAACAGCUCCUUCUGGACUUGUCUGAUCUGUUCUCAAACCUCCACAGUGGCUCUGGAGACUGAAAGGAUUAUUUGAGUGCACUGGUAGCUCACUGGUUAUUUCUAUAUGCAAUCAGUAUUUGUCUUGUUGCAAGUUAGGCCAGUGAGCAUGAAACCAGUUGAUUAACAUUUUCUUUAUUAUGACUUAUAACACAUAGAAAGGCUUAUUUAAAGCUUCAUGUGUCUCUUUCCUAUUGUUUCAAUACGGCGUGAAAUGAAAACUUCAACUUUGUUAUUAACCAUGUUUUCAAAACCUCUGAUCGCUGCUGUCCUCUGACCUCCUCUUCAUGUAUGUUCUUCCUGUGCUGUUGCACCUUGAGAUGAAGAUGUAAUUCCAGCUGAAUUUAAUUCCUCUGCCAUUCCUUACAGCUUGGGAUUGAGUGGAAAACACUAAAUGAUCUUGUUUGCAGUGUGCUGUGGCAGUGGCUGCCUGGGGUUGUGCUGCCUGCUUCUUGUUCUAUUCCUUCAGCAGGAAUUUUCACCAGUUGAACAGUAUUUCAUGUAGCCUCUUUUAAAAAAUCAGGUUAGUGAAUUUUUAUUUGUCCAGCUUCACAGUCUGGUGGGGUGGAAAAAGAAGUUGGGGAGGUCGUAUUGCAGUGAAUCUUCUCUCUACAUCUGCAGCUCAGGGUGGCACCACAGGCACGAUUCUUAUGGCAUUAUACAAAAUGUUUAGUAACUGCUGAAGUUGACAGACAGGUAUUUUUCUCUGUAGUAACAAAAAUAUCUUCCAGUUAUUGGCUAAUAAACGUGGAGAAAAGCGUUUCACUGUUGCCGUUUUCUGUUUGCCUUAAAGACCUUUUCCUGCAGCGCAGGGACAGGGGGUGUGUGUGUGUUCACAGUCUGUGUUUGCCUGCCUCUUGUGCCACUCUCCUCCAGUGGGUGCCCCUUUUCUUGGGUGGUUUCCCCUGCCCUGGCCCAGCCUGGGCUCUGUUCCUGCUGUGCCAGGGGUGCCUCCCUGGGAACGGGCACGUCAAGAAGAACCAGAGCAUCCAGGGCACUGCCAGCUGCUGUGGAUUUGUGUCUGGAGGCCCUUUGUGAGUGCCAGGGCAAACUGUGCUUUGUGCUGGCAAGCUCCUCUCGUUCUCUUGGCUGCUGUGGUGUCUGCCCAGCUCGGCGAUGUGCGUGGGCACUGCCAGGAGGGAGCAGGGGAAAUAUUUCAGGUCCAUCGGUUUCCUCACAGCGCGGAAUUUUAUUGGAAUCUGACCUUCCUCCCGUUUGAUGAUCCUGGCUUUGUCAAGUGUAUACAGGAAGGUAUCUGGAUGAUGUUUCUUUGCCAUUAAAUAAAGCCUAAGUACAAAUAAAAUAGAUGCAGAUUGGUUUGACUCUUUAAAGUAGACGUGGGAGUUUUAAGGCCGGAGGUGUGGAUAAUGCUUCCUGUGCCUGGUCACUCUUUGGGCUGUUCUUGGUACUCAAAGAGCAUUUCCUCUGCCCCUUGUCUUGCACCACAAAUUUCUGAUUAGUUUUUAAAAGGCAUGGUCUCCAUAUGAAUUUCUCUGUCAUAGAAGAUUCUCCCAGUGAAUGACUUUCAACUCAAAUCAUUGAUUUCUUCAUGUUUAAAGAUCUGUUUCACUAAAUAUCAUUAGCAAACUGACCUCCACCUUUAAGAAUAUCUUUUGUGUACUGGUUUAUAUUUUACUUUUGCUUGGCAAAUUGACUUUCAGGCAUUUUCAAUAAUCCGAGCAAAGUAGUGCAUGGUCAUCUUUUUGGUAUGUUGUGUCUGUGAAUAGUAUCUGGUGUUCCCUAUCUUUAGACAACAUCAUGUCACACUGGGGCUAGGGGGAACUGUUAAUAGAUCAGCUGCCAGGGAACUGAACUAAAUACCAGCAGGUUGUAACCUGAAUUCUAACUUGGUGUGUUUGGUCUGUACCUCUGAACAAAUGACAUUACAAUUUUCCUGUUGGUGGUGUGUAUUGUCAGUGUCUGGUGUCUCGUAGUUCCUACACAAAGUGCUAAAUAAACUCUGCACCGCUGUAUUUCUGUUGUCACAUUUAAAUAAAGCCUCCUGUGAAUAGCAGCUUUUCUCUCCUCCCUUUUUAUUCCGUGGUUUAGAUCAUUGUGCAGUGAAGCAGCUUUUGUACAAAAGCAGUGUUGGGGUGAGAUGUGACACUGAGGGGGGACCCUGAUGUGGGGCAGGAGCUGCUGUUGGGCUGCAGGUGACACUGAGAGCUCCAAGGGAAGGAACACCAGCGAUGCCAUCGCUCCUGGAGCCAGCCCUGACCUCCUGGGACUCAGCUCUGCCUCCCUGGCCUCAAAUCUUGGAUUUUCUUCAACAUUUUCCUGCAUUCCCUGAGGAGACACACAGCCCUGGAGCAGGAGGAGGACAAAAAAUGUACAAAUGCUCCUGUGAACUCCUGUCUGGACCCUGCUGCCACAGAAACCUCCAGCUGGGCAAUGGACACCUGGAUUUGUGUUUGUAGGAAGAAAAAAGACCUGUUGAGUCUCCCACAGUGCCUCCACUUCUGCUGCUUCUGUCAAACUGCAUUGGUGCUACAGAUCCAUAACAUGGUGGCAGUGCUGGAAGUGAUCUCCAGCCUGGAGAAAUAUCCCAUUACCAAAGAGGCACUUGAGGAAACCAGACUCGGGAGGCUUAUCAAUGAGGUGAGGAAGAAGACAUCCAAUGAGGAACUUGCCAAACGUGCCAAGAAAUUGUUGCGGAAUUGGCAGAAGUUGAUAGAACCCGUGACCCAGAACGAGCCAGUGCCAAGGGGGCUGCCCAACCCGCCAGGAUCAGCAAAUGGAGGUGCCCACAACUGCAAACCAGACUCACAACUCCCUGCUGUGGCCGGCGCCAAGCCCAUCAGCGAACUGAAAAGUAGGAAUGAUAUCCAGAAACUGAAUUCUCCCAAAACAGAGAAACUUGGAAAUAGGAAAAGGAAAGGUGAGCACAGGGAUGGGCAUCAGGGCCCUCCUCCCCCAAAGGUCUCCAAAGCUAGUCAUGAAGUAUUACAAAACUCUUCGCCCCCUCCAACCAAUGGAAUUGGAGGUAGUCCUGAAAAUUUUCCUAGUCCUGUAGACAUAAACCUACAUGCAGGGCCCGAAAGCAGCAGGACAGAUCUCAGUGAAAACGAUAAACACAAUAAGAUCCCAGUAAACGCUGUAAAACCUCACACCAGUUCUCCGGGACUCGUAAAGCCUUCAAGCACUUCCUCGUUACUAAAGACUGCAGUGCUUCAGCAGCAUGAUAAAUCAGAAGAAGCCACGGGCCCCCACCAGCCCAAGAGCCCACGCUGCUCCUCCUUUAGCCCCAGGAACGUUAGGCAUGAUACUUUUGCUCGGCAGCACACCACGUACUCACCAAAGGAUUCGAUGCCCAGUCCAUCUCAGAGGUCUCAGCUCGCAGACGCCGCGCCGGUGCCGUCGCCGCCGCCGUCCCUGAUGCAACCAUCCACACCUCCCAUGCCAGCCAAGAGACUGGAGUUCCCUCCUCAGGCGGCCCCCGAGGCAGGGCAGCACUGGCAGGAGCAGCAGGGAGCCCCCGAGGGCCAGCACAGGCACACAGCAGGGACACUUCAGCAGCACACGGCUCCCGGCUGCAGAGCCCACCCCGCGGAACCGCACGCGGCCUUCCCGCAGGACGCCUCCAGGAUGGACAGUGACGACGCUGCUUCAGGGUCUGACAGCAAAAAGAAGAAAAGGUACCGACCCAGAGACUAUACAGUCAACUUGGAUGGGCAUGUGACAGAAGGGGGUGUGAAACCUGUGAGGUUAAAAGAGAGAAAACUCACUUUUGAUCCCAUGACAGGACAGAUAAAACCUUUAACACCGAAAGAUCCUUUGCAGGUAGAAAUCCCUGCACUUACUGAACAGCACAGGACAGAAACGGAAAAGCAGGAGCAAAAACCCAACCUGCAAAGCCCCUUUGAACAAACGAACUGGAAAGAGUUGUCCAGAAAUGAAAUCAUUCAGUCAUAUUUAAACAGACAGAGUAGCUUGCUGUCUUCAUCAGGAGUACAGACUCCAGGAGCUCACUACUUCAUGUCUGAGUAUUUAAAGCAGGAGGAAAGCACUAGAAAAGAGGCUAGAAAGACUCACGUUCUAGCUCCUAACAGCAAACCUACAGACUUGCCUGGGGUCACCAGAGAGGUCACGGGCGAUGACCUCGACAGGAUACGUGACCACAAGUGGCCGGGCGUGAACGGUUGUUAUGACACACAGGGUAACUGGUAUGACUGGACACAGUGCAUAUCCUUAGACCCACACGGGGAUGAUGGGAGACUCAACAUCCUGCCUUACGUCUGCCUAGACUGAGAGCAGCUCUGCUCAGCGAGCUCUUGACACCCGCAGUUAGCAGAGCUGGCAGACACGAUGCCACUUCCAGCUGGAGAGAGCCUCCUGUCCUGGACAAACAGGCCCCACGAGCAGGGGGGGAGGGAGGGAGCUGGGCCUUUCCAGCUCGUUCCUUUAAAUUCUCCUUUUGUGAAAUGCUGCUACCAGUUUACUAACAUUGCAAAGGAAGGCAUACGAAGGUUGAUCAGUUGAGUUUAAAACUCUAUAUAGCGAGCCAGCUAUAAAAAGUGUUAGUCCCCAAGAAGUGAAGAGGAUUUCCAGCACUUUGUGAAUGCCGGAAUCUUAUUACAGGCAGGUACAGAGAAAAAUUGUGGAAGUUACCUUAACAAAAUAUGCAUCUAUUUAUUUGACUUGAUUUGGGUUUUUAUUUGGCAGUGAGGUAUUCGAGAGACAAUGUGCAAAAACUGUAGUUUUAUUUCUAUCACAUCUCUGAACAUGAUUGCGUUAUUUAAGAGUCAUGUGGUACGGAGAUUGGGUUUUAAACAGCAGGUGUUGCACUGCAGGCUGGGCCACCAGCUUCAGCUCAACAUUCCAUAGGCAUCCACAUAUUUUAGUCUGGUUUCAGUUUAAAUCCAGUCUCUGAGAAAUGCUGCAAAAACUAGAUGUUUAACGAUAUUUUUUGAUCCCACCACCACCAGCCAAAUAUUUUUCCUCCUUUUCCCUUCCUGCAAACUUAAUAGGUAAAAAAACAAAAAGACAAAAAAAACCAAAAAGACAAAAAAAAAAAAACCACAAAAAGAAAAAAAUCACCUUUUCUAGAAUCUAAAUGUAAUGAGGGUGCUACAAGUUUGUAACUGUACUGUGAGAGGGAAAAAGGAAGCCUGUUUGUAUGCUGGAAAUAUACUUGUUACCAUUCCUUUAGAUAUUGUUUGCCUUAUGGAUAUCCAUCAUAAACGCAAUUUGCAAAAACAAAGAGCCUUAGUGAAUGUACAGUAACUAGACUUCUGUGUUCCUGGGAUGCAGAAGGGAGCAACUUUGCUAUUUGGUCCUUUAAGUGGACACGUUGUGAUAUAAAUGUGGAAAUAAAAAAAAUUUGCACAAA